This is a messenger RNA of Parascedosporium putredinis, 1410 nucleotides long. The record is from the annotation of a GenBank genome assembly. Lineage: Eukaryota; Fungi; Ascomycota; Sordariomycetes; Microascales; Microascaceae.
AUGGCCUCUUACACAGUACCGUUCUUCCUGAACGGCAAGGAACAAACCACCGAGCAGACUUUCGAAGUCCGCGCUCCCGCCACUGGAGAUGUUCUUCACGCUUGUGCUAGCGCCAGCGCUCAAGAUGUCACCGCCGCUGUUGACAGUGCCGCCGAGGCUUUCAAGACGUGGAAGAAGAUGACGUCCUCCCGCCGUCGCGACAUCUUUCUCAAGACUGCCGAGAUCAUGGAGCGUCGCAAGGACGAGCUGGCCAAGACCAUGAUCGAAGAGACUGGCGCCACGCCCGACUGGGCCGGCUUCAAUUUGACCGUUUCCAUUGACCUGCUGAGAGAUGUGGCUGGUCGCAUCUCUUCUAUCGAGGGCACCUUUCCCUCCACCGUGGAUGAGAAUCUCGGUGCCCUUAUCCUGAAGGAGCCCUUUGGCGUUGUUCUAGCGAUCGCGCCUUGCUACUCGCGCCGUCGCCUUCCCCUUGGCCGCCGGCAACACCGUCAUCCUCAAGGGCUCCGAGCUCUCCCCAAGACUCACUGGGGCGUGGCCUCUUGCUUCCACGAGGCUGGUCUGCCCGCCGGUGUAUUCAACACCCUCAUGCACGAGCCCGCCAACGCCGCUAGCGUCACCGCCCAGCUCAUCGAACAUCCCGAAAUCAGGAAGAUCAACUUUACCGGCAGUACCGCGGUUGGCCGAAUCAUCGCCAAGCUUUCCGGACAACACCUCAAGCCUGUGCUCCUCGAGCUCGGUGGCAAGGCCCCCGCCAUUGUCUGGGAGGAUGCGGAUCUCGACCAGGCCGCCCACGCCUGCGUCCUCGGCGCCUUUUUCCAUGCCGGCCAGAUCUGCAUGAGCACCGAGCGCAUCAUCGUCCACAAGAACAUCGUAGCUGAGUUCGAGAAGAAGCUCAUCGCCGCUACCGAGACCAUUUUCCCCUCCAGUGGCAACGCCCCCAUUCUCAUCACCGAUGUCGGCGUGGGGAAGAACAAGACGCUCGUAGAGGAUGCCCUCUCCAAGGGCGCCUCCCUCCUCGUCGGCAGCCUCGAUUCGGCGGGCACCCCAGUCAAGACUAGCAUGCGCCCCAUCAUCAUCAAGGGCGUCACUCCCGCUAUGGAUAUCUAUCAGACCGAGUCUUUCGGCCCCACCGUUUCCCUCAUCGAAGUCGACAACGAAGAGGACGCAAUUCGCAUCGCCAACGAUACCGAGUACGGCCUGACCUCGUCUGUAUUUACGGAAAAUCUGCGCCUCGGCCUGCGCUUCGCCCGCGAGAUUGAGACUGGUGCGGUACACAUCAAUGGAAUGACGGUGCACGACGAGCCCACCCUGCCGCACGGCGGAACCAAGGCUAGUGGGUUCGGAAGGUUCAACGCUUCGACUGGCUUAAACGAGUGGUUGAAGACGAAGAAUGUGACGUUUAAGUAUUGA